Molecule: messenger RNA, 1796 nt
Organism: Camelina sativa (false flax)
Lineage: Eukaryota; Viridiplantae; Streptophyta; Magnoliopsida; Brassicales; Brassicaceae
Source: RefSeq, a predicted model, not a curated record
UACGGCGCCUCCUAACAAAAAGGGAUCGAAACAAAAAAAAACAAUGGAGAAGGUGUGGAGUGUGGCGGAGGCAGAGACCACGUGCACUCUCUUCUCUUCUUCUUCUUGUUCGUUUUCAUCUUCCUCUCUUCAUCUGCCAUUAUUAACUCCCUUGACCCCACCUUCCUUCUCCUCUUCUAACUCCAACCUACCCUCUCUUCCCUCCUUCUCUUUAAACCCUUCUCUCUCUCUCUCUUUGUGAUUGUUUAGGUAAAGGCCCCAAAAUUGUGGCGUUCUGUCUGAGAUGGUCUUUUGACUCCUCUCUACACCUACAAGAUAUAUCAGAAGCUUAAAGGACAGUAACAAUGGCUGGCUCGGUUAACGGGUACCAGAGUGCUGUAGGACCUGGUAUUAAUUAUGAGACGGUGUCUCAAGUCGAUGAGUUCUGUAAAGCACUUGGAGGGAACAGGCCGAUCCAUAGUAUUUUGAUCGCUAACAAUGGGAUGGCAGCUGUGAAGUUUAUACGUAGCGUCAGAACAUGGGCUUACGAAACAUUUGGCACUGAAAAAGCCAUAUUAUUGGUGGGGAUGGCAACCCCUGAAGACAUGCGGAUCAAUGCAGAGCAUAUCAGAAUUGCUGAUCAAUUUGUGGAGGUUCCGGGAGGAACCAACAAUAACAAUUAUGCUAACGUUCAGCUAAUUGUAGAGAUGGCUGAAGUAACACGCGUGGAUGCAGUUUGGCCUGGUUGGGGUCAUGCAUCUGAGAACCCUGAGUUACCUGAUGCCCUAGAUGCCAAGGGAAUUAUAUUUCUUGGUCCCCCAGCAGCUUCAAUGGGAGCGCUAGGAGAUAAGAUUGGUUCUUCGUUAAUUGCACAAGCUGCUGAUGUACCCACUCUGCCAUGGAGUGGUUCCCAUGUUAAAAUACCUCCUAAUAGCAACUUGGUAACCAUCCCCGAGGAGAUCUACCGGCAAGCAUGUGUCUACACAACUGAAGAAGCGAUUGCUAGCUGUCAAGUUGUCGGUUACCCAGCGAUGAUCAAAGCUUCAUGGGGUGGUGGCGGAAAAGGCAUUAGGAAGGUUCAUAAUGCUGAUGAGGUUAGGGCUCUAUUCAAGCAAGUUCAGGGUGAGGUCCCGGGGUCACCAAUAUUUAUAAUGAAGGUUGCGUCACAGAGCCGGCAUUUAGAGGUCCAGCUGCUCUGUGACAAGUAUGGAAAUGUUUCAGCUCUGCAUAGCCGCGAUUGUAGUGUCCAGAGAAGACAUCAAAAGAUCAUCGAGGAGGGUCCAAUUACUGUGGCUCCUCCAGAAACUGUCAAAAAACUUGAGCAGGCAGCUAGAAGGUUGGCUAAGAGUGUUAACUAUGUUGGAGCUGCUACUGUUGAGUAUCUCUACAGUAUGGACACUGGGGAGUACUACUUCUUAGAGCUUAACCCUCGCUUACAGGUUGAGCACCCUGUAACUGAGUGGAUUGCUGAGAUAAAUCUUCCUGCUGCCCAAGUUGCUGUGGGGAUGGGAAUUCCUCUCUGGCAAAUCCCUGAGAUAAGACGGUUCUAUGGUAUAGAACAUGGUGGAGGUUAUGAUUCUUGGAGAAAAACAUCUGUCGUAGCCCCCCCUUUUGAUUUUGAUAAAGCUGAAUCUAUAAGGCCAAAAGGUCAUUGUGUGGCUGUACGUGUGACAAGCGAGGAUCCUGAUGACGGGUUCAAACCAACCAGCGGUAGAGUACAGGAAUUGAGUUUUAAGAGCAAGCCAAAUGUAUGGGCGUNUCGCACUACAGUUUUGUGUUGGAAUCUAUUGAUAGGUUCGGGCUUGAAAAUUGAAUAA